Molecule: messenger RNA, 1144 nt
Organism: Gadus macrocephalus (Pacific cod)
Lineage: Eukaryota; Metazoa; Chordata; Actinopteri; Gadiformes; Gadidae
Exons: 4
Coding region: 106-945 (279 amino acids)
Source: RefSeq, a predicted model, not a curated record
AUGAGCUGGACUUAUGUCUUUCUUCCCGUCAUCUUGGGUAAAAUAUUUACGUUAAAAUUUCUAUUUCAAUAAUGCAUGAGUUGCAUAUGAUGUCCUGUGUAAGGUAUGAUGGGUAUUUGGUGUUUUAAAAUCACAUUUAUACAUCAUCAUAUGUUGCUCCAUGUUGCUGCACAUUUGAUCUUAAUUAUAAUUGAAAGUAUUUUUCGUUCAGGUGCUGUUGUGUCCUGUCAGGACGUACUCUCUAACCCAGCAGUGGAGCUGCCCGUGAGACCAGGACAAAACAUUACUCUAUACUGUGACUGUAAACUCACAACUAAUGUAAAUAUCGUUUGGUACAGGAACUGUUCUCAUGAAAACCAGCCAAUACUAACUCUGAAUUGGAAGGACAGAGAUAAUGGAAUUUUUGAAUAUGAAGAGAAUGGAACAAACUUUUUCCAUUUAAAUAUUCUGUGGAACGCUUCGUCAGACUCAUACGACUUACUGAUUAAGAACAUCACUGAUUCUCACCUUGGUCUCUACUACUGUGGAACUGAAGAACAGAGUGGGAAAAAAGGAAACAAGACAAAAUACAUCGACACAUAUGGUAAAAUAAUCACAAGGAUUUUGUUUGAUAUCCCUUUAGAUGCCGGUGCUGUAGACCCUGCUGCUCCAGACUGUGGAUAUUGCUGGGUGCUGCUGGUCAUCCUGUGUCCCUCCUCUGCUCUUCUCCUCUCCCUCCUCUCAUCCUUGGUCGUCUACCUCCGCUGCAGAAGGAAAGAUGAAGACCUCCAUGUUGCUCAGACAUCACCCAGCAGUAGAGAUGUAACAUCAAUCAGGAACCAGGAUGAAGUUGGCCUGUGUUACGCUACACUGGAUAUCCCUCUACGUUCUCAGAGACCUAAAAAGAAGAUAGUCCAACCCUCAGAGUUCAGCACCUACUCAGCCAUCAAUACUAAGAGGAUGUGACCAUGACCAAGUCUUUAAUACCAAUACAGGGCUCUACUUCCUCAAUAUGACCUCAUCUUUAUGCUGUCAAGAGGAGGAAGAAUAUAUAGUUUAGUUAUGUAUAGUUAUAUAUAUAUUAUAUAAUAUAGCUAUAUCAGUCUCAAGAGAGUGCAAACAUGUGAUAAAAUAAAGCUUGUUUUGACAUAUGUUUUAAAUACCA